AUGGACAGCCUAUUGCUGCGCAUAGCAGAUGUGAUCCCGGUGCUGGUCAAUGUGCAAUUGUUUCAUAUCCAGUCGAAGCCUGUGUCCGUCAGAUCGCCAGUGCAUUUUUCUUCUCGGGAUCCCCACAAACCACAGACAUUUAAGAUCAGACAUUUUCUCCAGUUGCUAAGCAAUGCCGAUUUAGUGGUGCUAGGAAUUGAGGUCUUUGUAUAUGUACAAGUUUUCAAGGAGAAAGUCGAACGUUUCAUCUUCAUCUCGAAGUGUGACACGGUUGGCUCGACACAAUUGGACUUUAGGGUGGGCGACGUAAUAAAGCAAUUUUUGACGUGGUUGAUUGAUUUCAACUUGUACGACUACAAGAUUAAACAGAGCAGCAAAGGUGAAAAUGAAGAAGACGAAGAGCGAAAACCCAAUACCCUCUCUUCAAUUGUAGAGAAAUUGAACGAUCCUAACUAUUACAACUCUAUUUCGUACUACAACAAGGAUCCAACUAAGCACGCCAGAAGCACACCUCUUCUUCAAUUGCCAGAGGUUGAAACAGUGAAGUUAGUUUUAUUCACUCGAGCUGCAAAUCAGUAUUUGUAUCCAAAUUCACACAAAAAUGCACAUAAACAUUGCCUAAGCGGAGUUCAAUUACUCAAAUGGUGGAUCAAGACUAUUGACCUGAUUGUUUCAAACAAGUGGGAAUGCAAAGUAGCCAUACCAGGUCAUCCUGUUCAUUUCAAUGCGAAAUUCAUCGAGUCCACAAAGAACCCAUGGUAUUUGGGCCACAUUUUCAGUCCAGCAGACGCCAAAGCUGUAUAUACAAUUCCACUUUUCCCAGACGACCCAAAGGGUAGAUUCUUGGAACAUUUGAUUGUUGAAAAUAGAUACAGAGAUGUCAAUGUAGAACAGUUCUACGAGGAGCUUGGCUAUAGACAAGAGUUCCUUCUAGGAGAAUUGGUUGGACUUAUUGGUUGCGAGUUGGACAACGUGAAAUUGGUUCAGAAAGAAGCUGCUACCCCAGAAAAUUCUGAUACAUUUGUGUCUAUUCUGCAAUACAAGCAGGUUAUCAAUCUCAUCAAAGGCGAGGACUACAGUAUAGCAUCAGACGUUCAAUCUCUUGUAAGGACGAAGCUUCCAGAGUUGAUACGCAGGCAAAACAUGAAAGGUGUAGAUUACCAUAAGAUCGUCGGUAAGAGUUCUACUACAGCUGUAAGAGCAAAACGACCACCAGAAGCUGCUACAACCAUUAACACUUUAACAGUUAAGAAACGCACGAAAGUAAAUAAUUUAAAUAGCCUUGUUCGGAAAAAGUAA
Messenger RNA from Scheffersomyces stipitis CBS 6054, 1299 nucleotides. It is a transcript of the gene RTT109, whose product is annotated as H3 histone acetyltransferase. Gene Ontology annotation, biological process: DNA damage response. NCBI's taxonomy places the organism in Eukaryota, Fungi, Ascomycota, Pichiomycetes, Serinales, Debaryomycetaceae. Gene Ontology annotation, cellular component: nucleus. Gene Ontology annotation, molecular function: histone H3K56 acetyltransferase activity. The record is from RefSeq and is a predicted model, not a curated record. The coding region runs from base 1 to 1299 and encodes 432 amino acids. The transcript has a single exon.